GCCCGGGGAGCGCGGCCGGGCCCUGCCUGCAGCAACGGGGCCCGGCACCCUGUCCUGGUGCUGCUGGGGCGCGGAAGAGGCCCGGCGGCUGGGCUGGGGCUCAGGCGGAACGGGCCGGGGCUGGGCCCAGAGCCCCGAGCGCUCCGCCUGGGUGUUGCCUGGCUCGCCCUGUGUGAGGGAGCGGCUCGGUUCGCCUGCGGUGCGCGCCUGGCGGGAAGAGCGCGGCUGGUGAAGCACCGUAGGCACCUGGGCGGGCAGAGCCGGGCCGGCAGCCCUUGGUGUCCUGGUCACCGCUGAUCGGGGCAGGCGGUGCAGUCCGUGUUCUAGACACAGCGAAAUAAACUGCGGUAUUUGGGGACCAUGGCUACAGACCCACUCUCGGAGCUUCAAGAUGACCUGAACUUGGAUAAUACCAACCAGUCCCUCAGCCAGCUCAAACUGGCCUCUGUAGAUGAUAAGAACUGGCCAGCAGAUGAAGUCCCUGCUUUUCCCAAAUCAGAUGAUUCCAAAGGCUCCCCUGAGCCUGUCACUCACCUGCAGUGGAAUGAUCCUUACUAUGAUAUCGCCAGGCACCACAUUGUGGAAGUAGCAGACCAGGGUGCACUUGAUGGGGCCCAACCAGGUGAUGACAAAUACGGAAGGAAAGUAAUUUUGUUCAGUGCCUGCCGGAUGCCCCCAAGUCAUCAACUAGAUCAUGUGAAACUGCUGGGAUACCUGAAAUUCACACUUGACCAGUAUGUGGAGAGUGACUACACUCUGGUGUACCUGCACCAUGGCCUGACCAGUGAGAACAAGCCAUCCCUGAGCUGGUUACGGGAUGCCUACAGGGAAUUUGAUCGCAAGUACAAGAAGAACAUCAAAGCCUUGUAUAUUGUGCACCCAACUAUGUUCAUCAAGACCCUCCUGAUACUCUUCAAGCCUCUGAUCAGCUUUAAAUUUGGACGAAAGAUUUUUUAUGUGAAUUACCUUAGUGAGCUGGAGGAGUAUGUGAAGCUGGAGCAGUUGGGGAUCCCAAGCCAAGUGCUAAAGUAUGAUGAAUACCUGAGAUCCCUGCAGAAACCUUUGCAAGUGCCCCAGAAGCCAACACCCCCACGUCCACCACUGCCAAACCAGCAGUUUGGAGUCUCCCUACAGCAUCUCAGGGAGAAGAGCCCUGAUCAGUCUCCUGUUCCUCUGGUGGUCAGAGACACCAUUUCUCAUUUGCGGGAGCAUGCUCUUAAUACAGAGGGGAUUUUCCGGAGAUCAGCAAAUACACAGGUUGUCAGAGAGGUCCAGCAAAAAUACAAUAUGGGUGUGCCUGUAGAUUUCCAGGAGUAUGAAGAUGUCCACCUCCCUGCUGUGAUUCUCAAGACCUUCUUGAGGGAGCUACCUGAGCCCCUCCUCACUUUUGCCCUCUACAGCCAUGUUGUCAGCUUCCAGAGUGUGGAGGAGGUGAAACGUGUGGAUGUUGUUCGCAAAACGCUCCAGGAUUUGCCCGAAGAAAACUACCAAGUGCUCCGUUUAUUGACAGCCUUUCUGGUGCAGGUCUCUGCUCACAGCGACAGAAACAAGAUGACAAACACCAACCUGGCAGUUGUGUUUGGCCCAAAUCUGCUCUGGGCCAAAGAUGUGGCCAUCACUCUAAAAGCCAUCAAUCCCAUCAAUACCUUUACCAAAUUCCUGCUGGACCACCAGAAGGAGCUGUUUGAGGCUGCAGAGGCCUGAAUCCAGGCCAGCCCACACCUGCACACUGUGCUCACCUUCCCCCUUCUUUGUCUUGGAGCUGUGACCAAGCUGUCUCCAGUACAAAGGGACCAUUGAUCUUCUGGGUGAUGAGCAGAGUGAGGGCUGUGGAGAUGAUGGUGAAAGUGUGCAAGUAAGUGAGCAGGACACCUGCAGCUCUGGAUGGGGAGGGGAGCUGGUCUCUUAGCUGCUGAGACUGGAGUCCUAACCCACCUGCGCAGCUCCUCCAGGGCUCAUCACCAGUCUUCUGCCCUAUCAGAUGACCUGCCUUCCUUUCCUCCUUCCCUUAUGUGCAGUUUUUCUGCCCUGCUGGUCCCUUCCUCAUCACAGAUCUUUUUAUUCAAGCUCACCCCUCCUUGCCUCAGCUGGGCUGUUUGGGCUAGGGUGGGGUUGCUGGAUUUUGUGAUGGAGACAUUCUUACUGUGAGUGCCAUUUCUCAGCACUGAGCAUGCAUCCUGCCUUUCCCCAGGGGCACCUAAAGCAGGGAAGGGAGCAGCAGCCCUUGUGCUUCAGGUAGCAGCAUGUCCUGCAUUUGCAAAUACCACUCUAGGCCCCCUGCUUUUGGUAGGCAGGUGAAGGACAGGCUCAUGGCAAUGGGCUGUGUUACCUGUCAGACUCCAAAACAAUGAAGAUGAGUUUAGCCCAAAGCCCAGCCCCUCUGGGGUCACCCACUCCAGAUACUAUUCAGUGUUGGACUGUAGUGGGUGACUUGCCUCCCACAGUUAUCCAGCUCAGGUGUGUUUGUCCCUCCAGCAGCACUUCCAGCCUGCCUGGGAAGGUUCAUGCCAGGCCUGGCUGUGCAUGUGGGCCAGCUGUGACCCUUUGACAGCUGGUGAGUCUGAAUGGCAGGAGCAAGUGCCCUGGUGGCACUGAGCUGCUGAACACCAUGAGGAUCACCAUCUGUCCUGGCAGCAGCACAAGGCCUCCUCUUCUGGCACAUGUAUCUGUGCUGACUGGCACAGACUGCCUUGACUAGUUAGUUGUCUUUUUGAGCACAACUUUCCCCAGCACAGUCUAACAGAGAGCAUGGCCUUGAGGGAAGGUCUAGGGACUGGGGCUAACCCUCACCAUGGAGUGCACCAGGCCUGGAUUACAAAUUUCUGCCUAGAUGCUGAGCACUCGUGCCAAAGCUGUGAGGGAACAGCUAUUACACGCCAAGGGCCUUUGCCGUGUCUCCUCCUGGGUUCAUACUUUGUACCCUGGCAUCUGGUCAGCUGCAUCCUGGAUGCCCUGGGCACAGCUGCAGAGAUUGUGUUCUCUGCAAGGCAGGCUCAGAGUGGGGUGGUCCCAGCACCUCUCUGGAGCAGCUGUGAUACUGUUAUAGCAUCUCUGUUGGUUUGGGUUGCCUCAUUCCCAUUACCUGAGCUAAAAGAGAUCCUUCUCCUCAGCCUGGGCCUGUCAGGGUUUUAGGAGGGAGCUUCUAGCCUUACUUCUAUGGUGUGAUUUAUCUUUGUAUCUUGUGCCCUGUGUGCCUGGGCCAGACCUCCCUGCUGCAUCUGGCCUCAGGACAAAUCUUUUGGACCAAGCAGAACUGGUUUUUUAAAGCUACUGGAUGCUAAAGAGAAUUUGCUUUUUCAUAACAUUUUAGCCUGCCUUUAAACACUGACCAAGGGUCGGUGUCCCUGGUAUAGUCAAAGUAAGUGUCAUCUGCUGCAGGAAUUGAGGAGAUUGCUCUUUUUGCUAAACUCUGGAAUGGGGAUGGGUGCAAACGUAGGCUGCUCUGCAAGGCAGCGCAGGUCCAGCCAGCUGCCUUGGAGGAGGCGCACCAACAUGUGGGUGGGAUAAGUGAACAUUUCUAAGACUGGAGCAAGAGAGGUUCCAAGAUGGAAUUGGAUCUGAUCCUUUCUAGAUACCGGGAAGACUUUGCCCUAUGGAGGCUACCAGGCUGCUGACUUCUUCAAGUCUCCCUCUUCCAAUAGCAGGAGCCUUCCCUGUUAGGCCAGAAUAUGAAUUGUUUCAUCCUGAACAAUUCACAGCAGUAACUAAGUAAAUGUUUUGGAGGGAGAGAUAAUCUGCUCCUAAUUAAUUUGUGAUCUCUUCUAGAGUGAGUUAGCAGGGCUGAUGUGCUGUGGAGGAGUAAUCUGGGGUGGACUAGUGUGGAGAGAGGUAUACUUCCCCCAGUGUUUAAGGGGCAGGGCUGUGGAGGCUGAGGGACCCCAGUGCAGCCCCUCUUUCCCUGCAGGCGUCCUGCUCUGUGGAGGCUUUGGUAGGGGGAGAAGGAGACUUGGUGCUCUGACUGUAUCUGCAGCUGACACUGACUUCAUCUCUGUAGAGGAAAGGCAAGCCCAGGUAAUUUCUGGGACAAAUGCCUAAGCUCGGCAGUCUGGAAUCCAAGUGCUUGUGUGCAUGAGACCUGGCUCUGUGCACUCUCUGGGGAAGGUGGCAUGUUCUGGCCUUGCAGAGCAGCAAGGACUGUUCCCUGCCCAGUAGCCAGAGGAACAGUGCUGGAGUAGCUCCUGUCCAGGGGGAAAGUGGAGAAUACUGCAAGUGUCUGAGUUCUGGCUGAAGUUUAGUGGGUUUUUUGGUUUUUUUUUUUUAGUAAAUUCUUGAAAUUACGUUUCCUUUUUUAGCAAAAUAGAGGCUGGUUCAUCCCCUGCUGGCAGGGAUAAAAGCCUGCUCCAGUUCAGUGCUAACAGGGACCAGAUUCAGAGUGUUCAGGGAACUACUACUGCUCAUGGUGAGAAAGUGCUUGCAAAUCCUGGAAGAGACCCACUGCAAAUAGCCCCUUUUCUCUGCUGCUCCUCGUGCUAGAGCUGCUGAGGGCCCUGGAGCAGGCACAGUAAUCAGGGUUGCUUUUGCAAUCUGUUCUCCCAAAUGCCUUGUAUUGAAAUAUUCCUCCUGUGGUCUGAGCAGAGAACUGGCCCGGUCCUGCCUGCAGCCUGUGUCAGGUGGGUGGUCACCAGAGCCUGCACCUGCCAAGGCCAGGGGGUUAAAUUCCCUCCUCACAUGGGCAGGGUGCUGGCUGGGCUGGUUUUCUCUGCCUUGUAUAGGUUGGGGGUGGUAUACAAUUAAGGUGCUGGUCUGUGUCAGUUUUCGCCUUGCUAUAGAGCUGUCCAUGGGUCUCUUUCCUGGCUUACCUUUUAGGUUAGCUAUUAGCCAUUUCUUCCUGUUGGGGGUACUUGUUCUGCAUCAACCUCCUCCUUUUAGCACCUAGAACACUCCUCUCUGCUAAGCCUCCUGCUGUCUUAAUGGCCUCUGAUCACUCCCUGGCCCAAGCUGUGAACUGACACCAGAGCUUCUGGGUGGUGCAGGAGGUCUGGGGCCAUCCAGAUGCCUUGUGUGCUGACAUGAGAGUGCCGAGGGCCAGUUUGGUCCGAGUUUCCUUUUUUAUGCACAGGGGCUCCUGUGCAAAAAUUUUGGCUUUGCUUUUGUUGCUGGGGUUCCUUGCCUUCUUUGUUGAUGUUCAUCAGGUGCAGGCCUGGGUUUUCACAGUUCACACUGUUUAUUUUCGUUUAAUCUGCACCAAUCUUGUAUUUCACAGUUUGCACUUUUUGUAUUUCAAUAAAAAUCAAAAUGUAAUCUCAGAUCCAGAUAUGUUCGUCACAUGGCAGCAGCAGUGACACAUCUACAAGAAACAAGUAAGGCCAUCCUAUGCUGCCAACCACAACCAUGCUGCAAGGAAGGAAAGAAAGUAUUAAAUGCCUCCUAUGUGAGUAACUGAAGAAAUACUAGUUUGCAGGAGCCUUGGGCUGGAAACAGAAUUAAAACAAAAAUGAAGCAGUAUAGAUCUGGCUCUCCUGAAGAGGGCUGUUCUUCCACAUUACCAUCUUCCUGUCAUGAUGAGCAGUCUGCCUAGGAUUUCCAAGGGUGCCAAGCGGGAGCCACUUUAGGAUUAGCUGGCUAAGUUUAUCCUGGGGCCAGGUGAUACACUCAUCAGAAGCCUGCACCUUCUCAUUUCAAUGUAUGUGGAUUGCUAACUUGAUGAACAGUAGUCUGGUUAGGACCACUGCACUCCUCUUGAUCCAUAUUCAGUUCACUAUUUUUUCCUAAAGACUGCAAUUUGCCUGUUAUAUCAGUAAGCUUUUUGGCUAGGAUGCAAGAAUUAGGAGUAGAAUGGAGAGCACUGGGGCUAAAACCAUCAGCCUUGGGCAGUAGCCUGACUGCUGGGAUGUCAGUGAUGGUAUGUCAGGGUGAUGUGUUGAUGCUGAUGUCGACACUUGCAUGUCUAAACUGUGUACUGCUUGUCAGUUUUUACUGUACCAGUUAAGAGCUUCCCAGUGUUGCCAGUUCCCCUUCUCCAUGUUGACAUGGCCCCUGUAAUGGGGUCAGCGUGGUUAACAUGCCAACUAUACAGCAAGAUCUCAAACCUCCUCUCAGUGUAGCAGCUGGUCCUUGCUUUGGGCUUUGUCACAGUGACCUGCCUGGCAUUGUGCUGUAGCAACAUCAGCUCCAAGGAGCUAAAUGCAUCUGUCCCUGACAGGGAGCUGGCACUGGCAGGACCUAUGUUAUGUGCAGCCAUGGGCAGUACUGAAUGCAGUGUGAACACCAUUGCAACUGAGCACAUUCUCAUUAGUAGCUGCCCCCUGACUUUAUGGACACUCUUCUGAGAACAUUUUUUAUAAAUACAUAAAGUAGGCUCACAAAGCGAUGGUAUUUAAUUGUUCAUGAUCUUGGUGGUUAAUCAUACUUCUGUGACUGUUUUACUUUCUCACUUAUUUCCCGAUGGUUUUUCCAAUCUCUUGUCUUCCUGGUGACAUGGUGUAAAUAGUGGAUACUGAAAGCCCUGUAGUAAGCCCCAGAUCCUACAGGAUGAUUUCUGUGAGUUUUGACACUGUACCAUGUCUUUUUUAAGUUCAUGAAAUGACACUUAUAAAUACACACAUAUACAUGCAUAUAAUGUAGACCCAUCGGUAUCUGUUAGAUUACAGCAGUAUACUCAGUUUACUGUGUUGCCUUCUGAAGAUGUGAUUAAGAAAAGAUUGUUUUUGUUACCCUUGUAUCCCAAGCUGGAAUAUUCCCUUCAUAGAAGCUUGUAAUACAGAGUCAUUUUUCUUC
Messenger RNA from Vidua macroura (Pin-tailed whydah), 6717 nucleotides. RefSeq names its product Rho GTPase activating protein 1 (gene ARHGAP1). The record is from RefSeq and is a predicted model, not a curated record. Gene Ontology annotation, cellular component: cytoplasm. The transcript is spliced from 15 exons. Gene Ontology annotation, molecular function: GTPase activator activity. Gene Ontology annotation, biological process: small GTPase-mediated signal transduction; negative regulation of endocytic recycling. Lineage: Eukaryota; Metazoa; Chordata; Aves; Passeriformes; Viduidae. The coding region runs from base 361 to 1704 and encodes 447 amino acids.